UGCGCAGAGCAAGCUCCAUCUUCUCUCCAAAUAGGCAGCGUUCAAGACCCGAAAAUGUCUAAGUCGGAGGUGAAGAAGGAGUCCGGUGAGUCCAGUCCGUCGGAGGCCGCCUGCCUCUGCUCUCCUCCGGCGGCCAAGAACCAGUGCGCCAGCUGCGGUAUGGAGAUCCAUGACCGAUACCUGCUGAAGGUCAACAACCUGAAUUGGCACUUGGGAUGUUUGGAGUGUUCAGUCUGCAGAGCGUCUCUGCGCCAACACAACAGCUGCUACGUGAAAAACAAAGAAAUCUACUGCAAACUGGAUUAUUUCAGUAGGUUCGGCACUAAGUGCGCCCAGUGUGGCCGGCAGGUGUACGCCAGUGACUGGGUGCGGCGGGCUCGGGGCAGCGUGUACCACCUGGCCUGUUUCGCCUGUUUCUCCUGCAAAAGGCAGCUGUCCACCGGGGAGGAGUUCGGCCUGGUGGAGGGCAGGGUGCUCUGCCGCAGCCACUACGACAUCAUGCUGGACAACCUCCGCAGGGCUGCAGAAAACGGCACGGGACUGACUCUGGAGGGGGCGCUGCCCUCUGAUCAGGACGGCCAACCAAAACCAGCCAAGAGAGCGCGGACAUCGUUCACUGCUGAGCAGCUGCAGGUGAUGCAGUCUCAGUUUGCUCAGGACAACAACCCUGACGCUCAGACUCUACAGAAACUGGCAGAAAUGACCGGCCUGAGCAGACGAGUCAUACAGGUUUGGUUUCAAAACUGCCGGGCGCGACACAAAAAGCAGCCGCCGCAGAGUGGCUUCUCUCAGAGCGCUCCGAUGUCCAGGAUGCCUCCAUCGCUGCCAGAUGAAAUCCACUAUUCACCGUUCAGCAGCCCGGACCGACCACAUCUGCUGGCUCUGCACGGAUACCUGGACACUCAUCCCUUCUCCGUCCUCGCCGCCCCGGGACACUUGACCCACCCGUCCAUCUCUUUACCACAGCUUCCCAUCAGCCGCUGACC
This is a messenger RNA of Plectropomus leopardus (leopard coralgrouper), 986 nucleotides long. It is a transcript of the gene lhx6b, whose product is annotated as LIM homeobox 6b. The record is from RefSeq and is a predicted model, not a curated record. Gene Ontology annotation, molecular function: DNA-binding transcription factor activity, RNA polymerase II-specific; RNA polymerase II transcription regulatory region sequence-specific DNA binding. Lineage: Eukaryota; Metazoa; Chordata; Actinopteri; Perciformes; Serranidae. Gene Ontology annotation, cellular component: nucleus. Gene Ontology annotation, biological process: forebrain neuron development; neuron differentiation; regulation of transcription by RNA polymerase II.